Molecule: messenger RNA, 3419 nt
Organism: Rhagoletis zephyria (snowberry fruit fly)
Lineage: Eukaryota; Metazoa; Arthropoda; Insecta; Diptera; Tephritidae
Biological process (GO): anatomical structure morphogenesis
Source: RefSeq, a predicted model, not a curated record
CGGCAGUGCAGAUUCACACGGUUCAUACCCCAUUGAUCGUCCGGAUCGGCCCAUCGGCCCUCCUAAUGCCCAGCGUCCCACGAGACCCGAUUACGACCCCACAACACCACCAAAUUAUUAUACACGCCCAGAAUAUGAUGGCCUCAAUAGGCGUCCGUCUUAUGAACAGCGGCCACCAUCAUCCGCACUACCACCCACUUUGAGCAAUGGCUCACGCCCACCAGGUGAUUUUGUGGAUUAUACAAAUCGGCCAGAUCCACCCAAUGGUUUAAGCACAUCAAUGCGGCCACCAAUGCGUGAACCCAGCAUACCUGGUGGUGGCUAUGGUGACUAUGGCUAUGUGCGUCGAAAUGGCACAGCUGCACGUCCAGAUGGCGGUUAUGAUGGCGAUAAGACCAUAGCAACCUACUUCAAUCCAGAGGACUACUUAAAUGGCAGCAAAAGGCGCCCAGGAAAUAGCUAUAAUGAUCGCGUUGAAGGCGGCUUGGGCAUGGAUAAGAUGACUGCCUGUUUCCGGCGCGUGUUGGCUGGCAAGCGCAUCUCUCCACGCUGGGUCAGACGCACAUUUGCCUGCGAGCGCAUUGAGGAUUGCAUGCGUCAGUGUGGCAUUGAGAAACGUUUUAUGUGUGAAGGUUUCAACUACCGUCUCGAUCCAUCCGGUCAUGGUCGGGGCGAUUGUGAGCUCAUCGACAUUCCACUGGCGCAAAUCGAUUUGUACUCGAGUUCUGGCCAGCGUGACUCGAAUCUCCUCAGACAUCCCGACUACGAUUACUAUGAACGCGAUCGCAAUGCACCGCCCAGUUGCAGGCGGUCGGCGUGUCGUGAAUGCUCAAAAGGUGGCACUCUAAGUAGUCCACCUUUGUAUUUUAAGCCAGGCGGUUGGUCUGACAAGCCACCAUAUCGCCAGGAGCAUCACUAUUUGCCAUCGCCGCCCAGCGCUAGCGACUAUGGUAGCGAUGAACAUCAUUAUCGCCCACCAAGCAGUACUGCCAUUGAUCACUAUCAUCCAUCAGGACCACCACCACCGCCCUUGUCGUCUGUUUCGUAUGAUCAUCGUCCACCGCUACCGCCGCCGCCAUCAUCUUCCGAGUACCAUCACUCCAGCUCUUUGGAGUUUUCUUCGCAUGGCUCAUCUUAUUUUGAGCACACGCCACCUAGUGGCUACGGCAGCAGUGGUACAGGUUCAGGACCCAUCGAUCGCUAUGACUUAAUACGCCCGGAGGAUCAUCACCGCCCGGAAGAAUAUCACCGUUAUCGACCUAGCAGACCCGAUCGUUGGGAGUCGAUACCCAGCAGUCCUGGAUACGAUAGCGCACACUAUCGUCCUGCACCUGAAAGUGAUCGCUUUCGCCCACCUUAUAGACCAGGUCCCGAUUACUCGCCAUAUCGACCGAGCUCACAUGAAUUGAGUGGACCUUCCGGACCACCAGACUCUUAUCGGGCAGGUCCGCCGCCGCCGCCGCCACCACCACCAUCUACUCACAAUUAUUUAGACCGUGAUGGACCACCAGCCGGCAGUUACAAGGGAUCGUCAAAGUUUGUGCCCUACCUCAUUGGGCAAGAGAAAGACUGGGGCAGAUACGGUGGUAGUUAUGGUGGCAGCUAUAGUAAGCAAUCAUCCUACUGGGGUUUAAAUGAAUACAAUCGGCGUAGAGAUCCGCUCGACUUCAAUUAUUUUGAAUUGGGUGGCUCAAAGCGUGGACCAGCACGAGAACCAAACUCAGUGCUAAGUUACCCUGGUUCAAGUUAUGGCGGAUAUGGUGCGGACGGUUUUCGAGAUCGACAUGAUUAUAGGCACUCGUGGACAAGACGGCCGGGCCCAGAUGAAUGCUCGGCAAAGAUAGGCGAGGGCUUUCGAUUACACAAAACCGCCAUAAAACAUUCUACUACGGCACCCACGCUUGUUGAGUGCGAACGCUUGUGCUCCGGUCAGGAUGGCUUCACCUGUCACACCUACAGCUAUCGUUACAACCAAGCGGGGCGUGAUAACUGUAUGCUCUGCGAUCGCCCGAUCAACUCUUUGGAUUACUAUGUAGACAUUGAACCAGAUCGAGAUUACGAUAUCUACUCAAUGUCCGAUGACUUAGAUGUUUGCAGAAAACCAUCACGCAGCGACGAUCCGGGACAUUACGGCACGGGGCCGGGAACUGCGCUUGCUGAUCCGCGCAAUGCACAGUGCUUCUUCCGUGCCAUUGACGCAACGCGCUUCUACAAGUCCAUCGUACGCGAUUCGUUGACGGUUCGCUCGGUUGGCGAAUGUGAAAUGGAAUGUAUUAAAUCGAACAAAUUCACCUGUCGCGCCUUCGCUUACCGGUACGGUCAACAGCGUCAUGCGAGCGUUAUUGAUAAUUGCCAGCUGAGCGAUUGGCCAGUGAGAGAUAUGGACAAACAGCGUCAUCUCAUACAGGAUGCAGCCUUUGAUGUGUUCGAGCGUGCGAGUUAUGGACAUGGUUGUGAAAUACAACCGAUCGUUGAUGAGAAACAUAAGAAAUCUGUUUGUUAUUUGGGCUAUGGUUCGCCGGCGAAACUGCUCUCAACAGCUAUUAAGAAAGUCAUCUCAGUACCCUCAGAACUAGCGUGUAAAAAGGAGUGUAUACGUUUUCGGGAAACCACAUCAUUUAAGUGCUACUCCUUCAGUUAUGGCUCUCGCGCCACAUCCUACAAUUGUGAGCUUUCGGAUCUCGAUCAAACGGAACUCAAAUUGAAUGUCCACUACACGCAUACGGACGAACGAGAUUAUUGGCUCUUCGCUUGGAACCCCUUCGAUUGGACUUGUCGCGAUAAGGUGAACACAAUAGGCGGAUCGCGUGUCAACAACGAUCGCCGCAUGGACAUAUUCCGUGAACCGGGCGAUGUCGCUUGGCGUCACUACACCGUUGCCGGUAAGGCCUGUCGCCCAACGAGUCCAUGUGAAAAGAAUCUUCUAACUGGCUUCUAUUCGUGUGAGAUCGAAGGUGGCGAAAUAGGUUCAUGGGACUAUUGCUGCAAGGCUGAACACCCCUGUGGCUACUCGCAGGGGUUCGAUUAUCCGUGGUGCUUUGUGGGCGAUGAAGCCGAUCAGUGGCGCAAAUGUAGCGAUCGCUAUUUUCCUGGUAAUAAAACAGCAACAACGCCCAUUCCACACACACACGCCAGCAUCAAAUUUUCAACACUCAAAAGCGAAAAAAAGAAAUCUUCAAGCGGCAACAAUAGUUCGAAUAAGGACUAUCAACGACCGCCACGCCCUGGUGGUCUACAGAGUUUGAAUGAUUUUACGGCCGCGCGUCUCUGGCCUGUUACAUAUCUCUACAGCGAGGGACCGCCAAAUUCAACAGAGUUCAGCAAUUUUGUCGAUUGCAACAAGGAGUCAUGCUAGCGUCGCGCCAAUUUGUCUACAUAAAAUAUGCAGCAACACACAUAAAUUUUUAAUUAGUUGAGGU